Musa acuminata AAA Group (dessert banana) is the source of this 2415-nucleotide messenger RNA. RefSeq names its product probable protein phosphatase 2C 71. The transcript is spliced from 10 exons. The record is from RefSeq and is a predicted model, not a curated record. Lineage: Eukaryota; Viridiplantae; Streptophyta; Magnoliopsida; Zingiberales; Musaceae. Gene Ontology annotation, biological process: protein dephosphorylation. Gene Ontology annotation, molecular function: protein serine/threonine phosphatase activity. The coding region runs from base 49 to 2160 and encodes 703 amino acids.
AGUACCGAUAGCUGCCGCCACCACCACCACCGUCUCCGCAGGUCGUUCAUGGCGGAGAUCCUCUUUGCUGGGCACCUCGACCUCCGUCUUGGCCCCGACUCCUUCAAGCUCUCCCCUCAUCCUCCAACGCCCCUCCCUCUCGGUCGCUUGCUCUCCAGAUCACCUUCGCUGCCUCUGCCGAGGUCCAGGACCGUGACGAAGCCCCUCUCUAGAUCCUUCUCCGAGAUACUAUCCGUCACCGAUUGCUCCGACGGCAGCACCAUCUUCCGAUUCGGUGAUGCGACCGAGGUGAAGCGGGACGAGGUUGCUGCUUCUGGAAACUGUGUUCUUGAGAAGGAUGUGGAAAACUCGGGGAAAGCAGACGCGAAAAAUCCAACGGAAAAUGAUUCUUGUGAGAUGAGCCAAGAAACACCAAAACGAUCCGAUCUUGAGAUGAAGGGAUUGGAACCAGUCGUAAUUGGAGCUGGGAUCUGUUUGGAGGAGACUGCGGUAGCCAGUGAAGAAAAGAUUACUGUUAACGAGGUAGAGAAGCCAGAAGCAACCAGGGAAUCUUGUGGUAACGGAGAAUUUAAGGGGUUGGCCGCACAACUAAGCCAAGAAAGCUGUGUCUCUGCAAUAGAUGAUGUUGGAUCUUUGAUAGAAGAUGAGGAAGAGGGUGUAAACUCCGUGGAUGUUUGCAAUAAGGUUGAUGAAGCAAAGUGUUGUGUUGAGUGGACAAACAUAUUAAUAGGACAUGCUUCUCGGAAUGAUGAUAAGGUAGUACGAGAUAUUGAUUCGGACAUUCAUGUUUCACCAGAAGAUCAGGUUGUUCAGUCUCUGGAUGAAGAUUCUGAUUCUGCUUUGAGAGCAUCAGUGAGAUCAGUUUGUCCGGCUAAAUGCAUGGAUAUGGAGGUGAAUUCUGUCAGUGAAACUUCACAAUUAUCGAGUAGUUCUUGUAUGGAUGAGUCAGAGGGUGAAUCAAGCUAUGGAACUCAAGUAGAAAAGGCACCAGAAUAUAGUGAAGGGAGAACCUCUGAUAUGGACAUUGACUUUGGAGAUAACUCACUUGAUGUAAUGACUUUUGAAGCAACUAAAGAACAUAAGGAAUCAAGAAGCCCUGAUAUGGAUGACGAGGUGAAAGAUGUUCAUGGUGAUGGAAUGCUCCAACAUAGUGGUAGUUUUGAGAAUCUAGAAAUCCCAGUUCAUGAGACUAUUCAAAUCAUGGAAGCCCAAUUUGAAGAUAUCGGGGCUUCACAAGUGUCUAGGGCAGCUCAGGACAUCACUGAUGUGGAUGUGGAAUUAAUCUCUUCUUAUUCAGAUGACCAUGGGGACAGCAAUACUGUUGAAAGCUUAGUCAAAGCUGAAACCAUUGGUGGAAUGAGACAAGAUGAGAAUGCUGAAGUUGCAGGUUAUAAUAGGGUGGACCAGGUACCAGCACACUUUCUUUCCUUGUCUUCUGGAGCUGCAAUCUUACCUCAUCCUUCAAAGGCAUUGACAGGUGGUGAAGAUGCGUACUUUGUGGCUUUGAAUAACUGGUUUGGUGUAGCUGAUGGAGUCGGACAGUGGUCCCUAGAAGGAAUCAAUGCGGGGUUAUAUGCCAGAGAACUGAUGGAGAAUUGUGAGAGAUUUGUCUCAAAAUAUGAAGGAACUAAACCAGAUGAAAUCUUAACCAAGGCUGCCGCUGAAGCAAGUUCUCCAGGCUCGUCCACGAUUUUGGUUGGUUAUUUUGAUGGACAGGUUCUUCAUGUAGCUAAUAUUGGAGAUUCUGGAUUUAUUGUGAUAAGGAAUGACACAGUUUUGAAAAGGUCUACUCCGAUGGUUUAUGGGUUUAACUUUCCCUUCCAGAUUCAGAGGGGUGAUGACCCUUCGAGAUACAUUGAGAUGUACAAAAUUGACUUGCAUGAAGAGGAUGUUGUUGUGACCGCAACUGAUGGCCUGUUCGACAAUCUAUAUGAGCAUGAAGUAGCAGACAUUGUGUCAAAAUCGCUGCAAGCGAGUCUGAAGCCCAGGGAAAUCGCAGAGAUCCUAGCAACAAUGGCACAGGAAUUGGGGAGAUCAGCAUCAGCUAGAAGUCCUUUUGCAGAUGCAGCCCUUGCAGCUGGGUAUCCUGGCUUCACUGGAGGUCUUGUUUGCUUGCCAUCUUUUACUUUGGUAGUACAGCUGCAUGAAUCUGAAGAAUAAUUGAAUUAGAAGCAAAUCUUAUAGUUCAAGAGAUUCAUGAAAAACUUGGCAUCUUGAUAUUGAUAUUCUCGCAACUUAUUUUAAUAUAUGAAGUUUAUUUAUAACAUAACAGAAUUUUCUCAUUGUUCAAUAAAAUCCAAGAGACUAAAUAAUGUGUGUUUCUCAUGCCUCAUUUUUGUUGUUAUAAUUCUCAGAUUUGUUAUAAAUGAUGAGGUGGCUAAUUCUACUUAAGUUUGGUUAAAACAUAAUUUCCUA